CUCUCCCUGCUCUUAGGAACAGCUCAGGCAUGCAGAAUGCCCCACAAGAUCGGGUUUGUAGUGGUCAGCUCUUCUGGACAUGAAGACGGCUUCAGCGCCCGGGAGCUGAUGAUCCACGCGCCAACAGUCAGUGGGUGGCGGUCACCAAGAUUCUGCCAGUUUCCACAAGAAAUUGUCCUUCAGAUGGUGGAGAGAUGUCGAAUAAGAAAGCUCCAGCUCCUUGCUCACCAGUAUAUGAUUUCAAGCAAAAUUGAGUUUUACAUCAGCGAGAGUUUGCCGGACUACUUUGUACCUUACCAGACAGAGCGCUUCCGCAGGCUGGGCUAUGUGUCCCUCUGCGACAAUGAGAAGACAGGCUGCAAAGCCCGGGAGCUAAAAUCUGUGUACGUGGAUGCCGUGGGGCAGUUUCUUAAGCUGAUUUUUCACCAAAACCAUGUGAACAAAUACAACAUCUACAACCAGGUUGCUCUGGUUGCAAUAAAUAUCAUUGGAGACCCUGCGGAUUUUGGCAGUGAAAGCAAGCUUACAUCCAGGGAGAAGCUGAUGGACCAUUACCUGGGGCACAGCCCUGAAGACCCGGCGCUGGAAGCCACUUACGUGGGGCGGUCCGACUACAUCUCUCCCCUGGACGACCUGGCCUUUGACAUGUACCAGGACCCCGAGGUGGCGCAGAUCAUCCGCAGACUGGACGAGCGGAAGCGGGAAGCUGUGCAGAGGGAGCGCUACGAUCAUGCCAAGAAACUGAAGCAGGCCAUCGCAGACCUGCAGAAGGUCGGUGAGCGCCUCGGGCGUUACGAGGUGGAGAAGCGCUGCGCGGUGGAGAAGGAGGACUACGACCUGGCCAAGGAGAAGAAGCAGCAGAUGGCGCACUACCGGGCCCAGGUGUACGAGCAGCUGGCCCUGCACGGCCUCCUGCAGGGCGAGCUGGAGGUGCAGAGGCCACUCAAUCUGCCCCUCCAGCCCCUUGCCCAUGCCAACAGCCCUCGCUGCCGAAAGCCCGAGCCCUCACUCCCCCUGCCACAAGAGAUGUAUCCAGAAAGCCAGCCCGCAGACCCUCUCGUCCAGGAGCAGCCUGCGUCACCUGUUCUGACUCCUCCACGGCGCUCGGCAGCAGACCAACCACCGCCUGUCCUGGGCCCCGGCCCACAGAGCGCAGUGGAGGCCCUGCCCUAUGACGAGCGGCCACUUCCCGCCACCCGCCAGCAGCCCCAACCCAGGGACGGGGAUGCAUGGGCAGAGCCAGAAGUGAGCGAGGCCCAGGCCAGCGCUGCCCGGAGAGGAGGCCUAGCUGGGGAGCCAGAGCCCUUGACAGAGAAGGCUCUGCGAGAGGCCAGCGCUGCCAUCGACGCCUUAGGAGAGGCCUUGGUCGCAGGGGCCUAUUCCAGGACCUGGUCCUACCGUGAGGACGCGCUGCUCAUGCUCUACAAAAAGCUAACGGAUAUGCCCACCGGAACCCCGAGGGAGGGUGCUAAGAACGCAUUCAGGGCGGCUGUGUCCCUCGUCUGCAGAGCCAUCAAGGAUCCCGUGACCUCGGUCUUUCAGGCUUCUCUGAAGCUGUUGAAAGUGCUCAUCACCCAGUACGUACCCAAACACAAGCUGGGCAGACCGGAAAUCGCACACUGCGUGGAAAGGACCAUGCCCGCCCUGCUCGCCAGAACAGGGGACUCCUGCGCCCGUCUCCGUGUUGCGGCCUCCAACUUCAUUCAGGAGAUGGCGCUGUGCGAGGAGGUCCGGGCGCUGCAGAUGGUCCCAUCCUACUUGGUGCAGCCGCUGAAGCCCAACUGCUCGGCCCGCCUGGCCAUGAGUCAGAUGGACCUCCUGGCACGGCUGCUGCGAGACCUGGGCACUGCGGGCACCGGCUUCAACGUGGACAGCGUGAUGAGGUUCACUGUGAGCGCCCUGGAACACAGGGUGUACAAGGUCCGGGAGACGGCAGUCAAGGUCAUCCUGGACAUGUACGCACAGCACCAGGCCCUGGUCCUUGAGUUCCUCCCUCCAGAUGACAGCAGCUCACGCAGGAAUCUCCUCUACAAGACCAUCUUUGAGGGGUUUGCCCGCAUAGAUGGCAGGCCCACCCAUGCCCAGACCAGGGCACAGAAAAAAGCAGCUACAGAAGAAGCAGAAAAACGAAAAAAAGAAGAAAUCAAAGUUCUGCAAGGGCAGCUGGCAGCUCUGAAAGAAAUACAGGCGGAGACUGAGGAAAAAGAGAGCAAUGCUGAGAAGCCCAGGAAGCAGGACAGCCCCAGCAGGAAGGCAGCCCCAACGGACACCCCGGAAGUCCCAGGCAGCCACUACCUGGACAACCUGUGCAUCUUCUGCGGGGAGCGGAGCGCGGCUUUCACGGAGGAGGGGCUGGACCUGCACUACUGGAAGCACUGCCUCAUGCUAACACGCUGCAGCCACUGCAGGCAGGUGGUGGAGAUCGCCAGCCUGACAGAGCACCUGCUGACAGAGUGUGACAGCCGGGACGCCUUCGGGAAGUGCUACCGCUGCAGCGAGGCCAUGCUGAAGGAGGAGCUGCCCCGACACAUAAAAGCAAAGGCCUGCGCCCCUGCCAAAUCUGAGAAGCUGGCGAACCGGUGUCCUCUGUGCCACGAGAAUUUCGCUCCUGGAGAAGAGGCAUGGAAGGCACACCUGAUGGGCCCCGCCGGCUGUACCAUGAACCUGCGCAAGACACAGCCCAAGGCCCCAGCACCACAGCAGGGUAAAGGUCCCACCACAGCCAAGAUGGGAACCUCAGGUACGAAGGUGGGGAGCAAAAUCCCCACCCCAAAGGGCGGCCUGAACAAGAUUUCCAGCAGGACGUAUAGCAAGCAGUGACAUGGCAACUCUGUCACUCUGUGUCCGUCGGGCCAUGUCCUUGCUCUAAAGCCUUUCUCCAGAAAACAACACAGCAGCCCCCGGUCUGCUCUCACUGAACCUUGUGCCUGGCUCUGACCAAAGAACUCCGGGAGCUGAACCCCGAACUGCAUGGGCCUUCGGGUCCCAGAAGCACAGGAGCAGGACAGCCGAGCAAAGGAGUCAAGGGGAACAGGGAUGGGAGAGGCAGCGGCUGCCGAGAGAACUCGCACCCUGCUGCAGCCCCUCUUCCUGCACCGUCCCCAGACCUGUGCUUAGGGCCCAAUUCUCUCACUGUCUGAGCCUGGAAAAAGUGCUAUGGGGAGAACCUGGCUGGCCUCACAUCCCCACCUGCAGGCCUCUGUUUUGGUCCUGGCACAGACACUUCUAGCAAGCCCAGGCCAGCUCAGGUCUAUCACACUGUCCUCUUUCCCCCAAGCUGUAAGUGAGCCAAAGCUUCUCCCCAUGGACGGCAGGUCCCGGGCUUCCUCCAAUGGCCAGGGAAAGAGCUUCCCAUCCACUUGGGGGCGUCUGUCCUGUCCCAUCUCCACAUGGCCAGGCGCUGCUGCAUCUGAGGUUGAGGCUUUCAGGAUGCACUCAGAACCUUAGGACUGAGGGAACUACCGCUCUUGAUUAGUGUUCGGAUGCUUUUAUCCUCAACCAUGUGAAA
Messenger RNA from Fukomys damarensis (Damara mole-rat), 3508 nucleotides. RefSeq names its product centrosomal protein 104 (gene Cep104). The transcript is spliced from 21 exons. The record is from RefSeq and is a predicted model, not a curated record. The coding region runs from base 37 to 2820 and encodes 927 amino acids. NCBI's taxonomy places the organism in Eukaryota, Metazoa, Chordata, Mammalia, Rodentia, Bathyergidae. Gene Ontology annotation, cellular component: cilium.